Cydia splendana is the source of this 3641-nucleotide messenger RNA. RefSeq names its product ATP-binding cassette subfamily G member 4. Gene Ontology annotation, cellular component: membrane. NCBI's taxonomy places the organism in Eukaryota, Metazoa, Arthropoda, Insecta, Lepidoptera, Tortricidae. Bases 118 to 2226 code for a protein of 702 amino acids. The record is from RefSeq and is a predicted model, not a curated record. The transcript is spliced from 12 exons. Gene Ontology annotation, molecular function: ATP hydrolysis activity; ABC-type transporter activity; ATP binding. Gene Ontology annotation, biological process: transmembrane transport.
UCAGUCAGUGCUCGCCCGCGGUGGAGGCCGUACGCCCCACGGAACAGUCUACUUGUCUUUGUCACGUAGGCAUGCGUUAAAGUUGACAGUUCAGUUGUUUUAAAGUGUAGAGUCAAGAUGAAAGUGGACAAAGAGCUAUGCGUGGCGGGGACGGAGACUGUACCUAUUAUCUCUGACAGGAAGGGCAGCCUGAAGGUGGCCAUCACGCCGCUGCAGCACAAGACCCUCACACACUUGCCGAAGCGACCGCCAGUGGACUUGGCCUUUGAGGACCUCACCUACAGGGUCCAGGAGGGAAGAAAGAGCAAUGUGAAGACAAUUCUGAAGUCGGUGUCGGGGCGGCUGCGGUCGGGCGAGCUCACGGCCAUCAUGGGGCCCUCGGGCGCCGGCAAGUCCACCCUGCUCAACAUACUCACAGGAUACAAGACGUCAGGAAUGGAAGGCAGCAUCACAGUGAACGGCAUGGAGCGGAACCUGUCGAGCUUCCGCAAGCUCUCCUGCUACAUCAUGCAAGACAACCAGCUGCACGGCAACCUGACGGUCGAGGAGGCUAUGGCGGUCGCCACCUCGCUCAAACUGCCCGCGACAACCUCUAAGGCUGACAAACGCGAAGUGAUCCAAGAAAUCCUCGAGACGCUCGGUUUGGCGGAGCAUCACAAGACCAUGACAUCGAAUCUCUCCGGAGGACAGAAGAAGCGUCUCUCCAUAGCCCUCGAGCUAGUCAACAACCCGCCCAUCAUGUUCUUCGACGAACCGACCUCAGGCCUCGACAGCUCCUCGUGUUUCCAGUGUAUAUCUCUGCUGAAGACGCUAGCGAGUGGAGGAAGAACUAUAAUAUGCACGAUCCAUCAGCCGUCUGCUAGAUUGUUCGAGAUGUUUGAUCACCUGUACACGUUGGCCGAUGGUCAAUGCGUGUACCAGGGUAGCACGGGCAAAUUAGUGUCAUGGCUGGGCAGUUUGGACCUGCAGUGCCCGUCGUACCACAACCCGGCGUCCUUCAUCAUCGAGGUGUCGUGCGGCGAGUACGGGGACCACACCGGCAAGCUAGUGCGAGCUAUUGACAAUGGAAAACACGACAUCAGAAACGGCCAACCUUUCCCUGAGGCGAAACUGCCCAACCUGAACAACAAAGAAGACAUGCAGAACUCUCUGAACGCUGAGUGGAACAAAAACGACUUGUCGCAAGUGCAAGAGAAAUUCAAAGAGGACAAGUCUAACGGGUCGAACGGCACCGGCGCUGGGAACUUGCAGAAUGGAAUUCUGCAGUUUGCGGCUAAUGAGAUCGCCAAGGGAAAAGGCGAGCCCCUGGUGGUGCAGAUGGAGUUGGAGAAGCCGGACAACACGGAGGCGGCGCUGCUGGGCGGCGACGCGUCGCCGCGGCGCUACGCCACCUCCGAGCUCGCGCAGUUCUGGGUCGUGCUCAAGCGCACCUUGCUCUUCAGUCGGCGGGAUUGGACGCUGAUGUACCUGCGGCUGUUCGCGCACGUGCUGGUGGGGCUGCUGAUAGGCGCGCUGUACUACAACAUCGGCAACGACGGCGCCAAGGUGCUGUCCAACCUCGGCUUCCUCUUCUUCAACAUGCUGUUCCUCAUGUACACCUCCAUGACCAUCACGAUCCUCAGCUUCCCUCUGGAGAUGCCCGUGCUAGUAAAAGAGCAUUUUAAUCGCUGGUACUCACUGCGCUCCUAUUACCUAGCCAUCACGGUCUCCGAUAUACCAUUCCAGGCGAUAUUCUGCGUGAUCUACGUGGUGAUCGUGUACCUGCUGACGUCGCAGCCGCUCGAGUGGUUCCGCUUCUCCAUGUUCCUGACGUCGUGCCUUCUCAUCUCCUUCGUGGCGCAGAGCGUGGGGCUCGUGGUCGGCGCCGCCAUGAACGUGCAGAACGGCGUGUUUCUGGCGCCGGUGAUGUCGGUGCCGUUCCUGCUGUUCAGCGGCUUCUUCGUGUCGUUCAACGCCAUCCCGGUGUACCUGCGCUGGAUCACGUACCUGUCCUACAUCCGCUACGGCUUCGAGGGCACGGCGCUCGCCACCUACUCCUUCAACAGGGAGAAAUUAAAGUGCACUCAGUCGUACUGCCACUUCAAGAACCCGCGCACGACGCUGGAGGAGCUGGACAUGCUGGACGCGGACAUCUGGCUGGACGUGGCGGCGCUGUGCGCCAUCUUCCUCGUGCUGCGUAUCUCCGCCUUCCUCUUCCUGCGCUGGAAGCUCAAGUCCACCAGAUAAGCUACUCCGUGUGUUUACAUACUAUGGUAGAUAAUUGUAUAACUUGAGGCAGCUUGUAUGUAUACAUUCGUGUGCCGUUCUCGGGCAAAUGUUAUCGAUUGUAACUAGCUGUUAUCUAUUUUGACGGCCGUUGAAAUGGUACCUUUUGUCUGAGAGCGUCAUAUAUAAUUAAAUUAGCGUUCGUUACAGAUUUUUAUAAAAAUGAACAUCUCCAAUGAGCGGCUGUGUGUGUGCUGGGAGGUUUUAAAGAGGUCAUUAUCUAAAAAUUGAGAAAAAGAAUGCAACUAAAGAAAGGAAUAAUUAUAGAAGUAAGAGUGAAAAGGUAUGUUACCAAUUUUAAUGUAUGUGAUAAUGAUCGUGAAAUGUGUACUGGAAUGAAUGAAAUUAAAAUUUGACAUUUUAAGAAGUGGAAAAAACUCCCAAUAAUCGACAAAAAAAAAAUUAAGAGGUUUUGCCUAGGGUCGACAUAAUUUGACGAAAAAAAUCGUAUGACAAAGAUGUCGCAUUAAAUAAUAAUAAUUCGUAGUUUAGAGGAAGUUGUGACUCUCUCUGUCAUGAACUUAUAUAACUUGCUCAAAUCGAUUUAAUACUGUUUGUUAAAACUUCAUAUACCAUGACAAAUUGUAUUUAAGAUUUCCUGUUUGACAUCCGAAUGAAACCAAGUGCCUUGUUACAAUCAAAUUAUUUAAAUUGUGAUAUCUAAUGUGAUUUAUAUUGUAUUGCCAAAAUGAGACAAUUUACGAACUGACAUACUUGCAACUAAUAUACUUAUGAACUACGAACUGAACCGUUUUUUGUGAGCUCUACAAGACAUUCCAUAUGCAAAGAUUAUUCAUAAAGCAUUUUAAUAAUAGUUAGACCAAAGUGUUAAUAAUUAAAUUAAAAUCAUUAUUUAUUCGAGACCUGAAAUUAUAUUGCAGUUAUUGCGCAAAGCAACAACUUGGAUUUUUAUUUAAUUUUAAUGAUUUUGUUACUAUCUCAUAAUAGUUAAUUUGAGAUGAAUUCGUAGUAUCUAACUCUGCCACAGAAAUGUAACAAGAGCUACAACUCUUAAGUCUUCAUUAAUAGUUGCCAAUUUAAAAAAAAUUUAACCGAGUGUCUUGCCCUGGUAUGGCUUGCCUUAUCCUAUCUUUAUAAAGCUAAAAUGAUAUAAGUAUAAUGUAAUUCAUAAGACGCCACCUAGGAGUAUUCUAAUCAUAUCAAUGGUGUUUGACUCUCGAAAACAUAUUACUCAAAAAAUAUUAAUAAAUACUUUACAGCUUUUUACGCAGGGAUCACGGUCAAUAUUGUACUUAGCAUAGUUCUUAUUAUUAUUAUAUUCUAGGUAGAAGAAUUCGACGGUUAUGAUAUUCGGUUAGUUUUAAUUAUGGUUAUAAAAUGUUUUGUAUAUUUUUAAUAAAUGGUUUAUGAAGUAA